AUGUAUAUGUUGUGUCGGCCACCGGGCCUCACCCUCCGUCUCCGUCUCCGUUCCCACAUUCACAAUCCCGUCCUCAAGAAGAAAAAGGAACACUUCACUCCCUCCCCCUCUCUCCCACAAUCGUUCGUUUCUGCCAUUCUUACUUCUCUCUCUUCUCCCAUUCAAACAGGUCACGCAAGCACCGGCCGCAAAUGCGAGGGCUACGCCGUCGUCGUCCCCAGCAACCGGGCCAUCGCCCGCGCCCGCUCGCGCACCACGAGGCUGAGAGACGCGCUCGCGCAGGCCAGGGCGGGCUGGGAAUUCGAAUCGGACCAGGCCACCGUGGAGUACUUUGCUCGGGACGUCGCCCCUAACCUGCCGCAGAACUUUGAGAACAAGUUCUGGUCCGACCUCGUACCGCGCCUGAGAGCGACGAUAAAGACGGCGACGACGACAGCGGCAACGACAACGACUGCCGAUGGAGGGAGAGGGAAUCCGCAAGCCGACGAGCAUUAUGGCAAGGCGUUGCGGUUGAUGGCCAACAAAGUCGCGCCGGAAAGGGGGUUUGAAGAUGUUCAGACGACGUUGGGAACAACUACCACCACUAGGACGACUUCAACGACGACGACGAUACGAAACGACAGUAGCAGGUCCUUCGGAUCACCCAGUAACCGUUCAUCCCCGAGCCUGUCCUCCGCCGGACCGUCAUCAGCCAUCCAGUCCCCAGCAGCCAUGACGCCAGGCAUCUCGAGCAUACCAGAGCUCGCAGAACCAGACCGGCAAGACACCCUCACGCCGACGAACCCCUUCACAUCACCCCCGAGCCAGGCCGGCGGCGACGACCCCGACGAUGACAUGACGCAACCAAACGACGUGGACGUCGUCCUCUCCUGCUGCAUCCUCUUCAUCGCCACGGAGUUCCUCCGCAAGAGCUUCGAUGCCGCCAUGCAGCACCUCGCCAGCGGCAUCAAUAUCCUCAACAACGUAGACUACGACGAGCUGGAACAAGACACGCUCGACGAAAUCGUGCCGAAAUUCCACCGCCUCAGCAUCAUCCAGCUCUGCUACUACGACAAACCGGGCUUCCCCUCACUCAACCUCCAACACGGCGGCGGCAUCAGCAGCAGCAGCGGCGUAGGAACCCUCGGCGGGUUAGGAUCCAGGUACAACCUCGGCCCCUUUGACAAGAGCAGCAGCAUCUACCUCCCCAAACGCGCCGUCGACCCGAUUCUCCUCGACGCCAUCCGCUACAUCCGCUCUGCCGACCCCGGGUCGCAGACGGACUCCCGCCUCGCCUCAAAGGGCCCCGUCAUGUCCGAGGAGCAAAAACACAUCUGUGCCUCGCUCGACCGCUGGCACGCCGCCUUCCUCGCCUUUGUCGAGAACCCCCGCAAAGACGACGACGGCGACCGCCCCCUGCCGAAGCACCAGGGGCUCAUCUGCGCCGAGACGGAGAUGAAGUACCAGGCGGCCAAGAUCUGCAUCAGCGUCUGCCGGUCUCACGACGAGUCCGUCUACGACUGCUUCAAGGAGAACUUCGCGCGCAUCGUUGUGCUCGCGCGGUUGAUCCUCGACAGCUGCCCCGACGUCCCGCCCGAGGCGCCGGACGAUUUCCAAUUCGAUUUUAAACCGAGUUUCCUCUCCCUUGUCGAGUUCGUUAUUGUUAAGUGCCGCUGGCUCGAUAUUCGGUACCAGGCGUGGCUCAUUGCGUGGGAACUCGCCAUGGGAAGGCGGGAGCCCGUGACGCUGGGCGAGGGACAUGAGCUGCACUACAUUGGCAAGCGGAUGAUUGAGCGGGAACAUAACGUUAGCAUCGAGGAGGUGACGAGGCAGAACGCUAGCCUGUUUUCGUUGCCGGCCGAGGAGAUGCGCGUCAAGGACUACCUUACCGACGCCCGGUUUGCGGAUUUGGUCCAGACGGACGACAAAAAGGAUAAAUCAUCGUCGGCAGCCGCAGUACAGGUCCCGUACACCCAACGUCUGCUUCUCCGCUGCGGCAGCUGUGAAUUGGAUCAACUUGCCGGCUGGAUGGAGGGCUACGAGUUUUCGGGGAGGGAGCAGUGAAAGGAGGAAGAGUCAUGAGUUUGAAAAGAGUUCAUGUACGUUUUCCCCGCCGGUCCGAGAGGGCAAAGCGCGAUGGAAGCCUACCUCCCUCCUCUUCUUUUUCUUCUCUUCUUUUUCU
Messenger RNA from Colletotrichum acutatum, 2161 nucleotides. RefSeq lists its product as uncharacterized. NCBI's taxonomy places the organism in Eukaryota, Fungi, Ascomycota, Sordariomycetes, Glomerellales, Glomerellaceae. The transcript is spliced from 4 exons. The record is from RefSeq and is a predicted model, not a curated record. The coding region runs from base 1 to 2043 and encodes 680 amino acids.